This is a messenger RNA of Trichomycterus rosablanca, 2244 nucleotides long. RefSeq names its product relaxin family peptide receptor 1 (gene rxfp1). The transcript is spliced from 18 exons. The coding region runs from base 25 to 2244 and encodes 739 amino acids. Gene Ontology annotation, biological process: adenylate cyclase-activating G protein-coupled receptor signaling pathway; hormone-mediated signaling pathway; activation of adenylate cyclase activity. The record is from RefSeq and is a predicted model, not a curated record. Lineage: Eukaryota; Metazoa; Chordata; Actinopteri; Siluriformes; Trichomycteridae. Gene Ontology annotation, cellular component: plasma membrane. Gene Ontology annotation, molecular function: G protein-coupled peptide receptor activity; protein binding.
CACACUGAGUGUUCAGCUUUCAUCAUGCGGAUCUCUGUCUUCAGCCUGCUUUUCAGCAGCGUGUCAGUGGCUCUGACGGUGUUUAAUGUUUCAGAGGAGCACUCUUCUUGUCCUCUCGGUUAUUUCCCUUGUGGGAAUUUGAGCUCCUGUCUGCCACAGCUUCUUCACUGUAAUGGAGUGGACGACUGUGGGAACCAGGCUGAUGAAGACAACUGUGGAGACAACAAUGGCUGGCCUCAUCUGUUUGACAAGUAUUUUGGGAUGCCCAGUAAAGAGUCUGGAAUCAAAUCGAAUGCAUGCUUGCUUGGAUCUGUUCCAGCUGAAUGUCAAUGCAGGGAAUUGGAGCUUGAUUGUAACGGUGCCCACUUUAAAGAUGCUCCUUCAGUAUCAGCUAACGUCACCAUGAUGUCCUUGCAGAGGAACCGCCUAAGGAAACUGAAUGCUAACAUGUUUAUAAAGUACCAAAAUCUUCAAAAGCUAUACCUUCAGCACAACCGAAUUAAAGUUGUGGAGCCAUAUGCAUUCCGAGGCCUCUACAAUCUAACACGUUUGUAUUUAAGCCAUAAUCGGAUCUCCAGCUUAAUGCCAGGAGUUUUCCAGGAUCUGCACAAACUGGAAUGGCUGAUCCUAGAAAACAACAGAAUCCACUAUGUAUCAUCUCUGACCUUUUCUGGCUUGAGCUCGCUAGUGCUGCUGGUUUUGUUGAACAACACCCUCACAAAACUGGAUGAUUUGUGCUUGGAGAUGCCACGAUUAAAUUGGCUAGACAUGGAAGGGAAUCAGAUAGAGAUUGUGGACAAUAUGACAUUCUGGUCCUGCAGUAUGCUUACUGUGCUAGUUCUUCAGAGAAACCAAAUCAGUCGCAUCCAUGAACAGGCGUUCUCAUUGCUGCGCAAGCUGGGCGAGCUAGACUUGUCUAGUAACAGGAUUGAAGCUAUUCCAACAAAUCUUUUUGUAAAUCUGGGUGAUUUGCUGCAGUUGAAUAUUUCAUACAACCCCAUUCUGGAACUGCAACUGGACCAUUUUGACAAACUACACAAACUGAAGUCAUUGAGCUUGGAGGGAAUCGAGAUUGGAAACAUUCACAGAAGGAUGUUUGAACCUCUUAAAAACCUAACUCAUAUCUACUUUAAAAAGUUCCAGUACUGCGGUUAUGCUCCACAUGUGCGUAGCUGCAAACCUAACACAGACGGCAUCUCAUCAUUUGAGGACCUACUGGCCAACAUCGUGCUGCGUGUUUUCGUCUGGGUCGUCUCUGCCACCACCUGCUUCGGAAACAUCUUCGUCAUUUGCAUGCGCUCGUACAUACGCUCGGAGAACAAGCUCCAUGCCAUGUGCAUCAUCUCUCUUUGCUGUGCUGACGGUUUGAUGGGCAUCUAUCUGUUUGUGAUUGGGGCAUACGACCUGAAGUUUCGUGGUGAGUAUAACCGCCAUGCCCAGGCCUGGAUGGACAGUGUGCCAUGUCAGGUGGUUGGCUCUCUGGCCAUGCUGUCCACUGAGGUCUCUGUUAUGCUCCUUACCUACCUCACCUUGGAAAAGUACAUCUGUAUUGUCUACCCAUUUCGCUACCUGACGCCUGGGCGUAGGCGCACUGUCACUAUUCUGGUUGUCAUCUGGAUCGUGGGAUUUAUUAUUGCUUUCCUGCCUCUGGUCUAUAAAGACAUGUUUAGGAACUUUUAUGGGACCAAUGGGGUUUGUUUUCCUCUGCAUUCGGAGCAGCCAGAGACUGCAGGGGCUCAUGUCUACUCUAUUGUCAUCUUUCUGGGUCUGAACCUGGUGGCUUUCCUAAUUAUUGUCUUGUCUUAUGGAAGCAUGUUUUACAACAUUCAGAGAACGGGGACACAAACAACCAAGUACAGCAACCAUAUAAAGAAAGAACUAACAGUAGCCAAACGCUUCUUCUCCAUCGUCAUCACAGAUUCACUGUGCUGGAUACCUAUUUUUAUCCUUAAAAUCUUAUCACUCAUGGAUGUUGAAAUCCCAGGAACCAUCAGCUCAUGGGUUGUCAUCUUUAUCCUGCCCAUAAACAGUGCUCUAAAUCCUAUUCUCUACACUUUGACUACUCGACCCUUUAAGGAGACUCUACUGCAGGUCUGGAACAACUACAGGCAGCGGCGGCCAUUGCUCAGCAGACACUCAGCCCACCAUCCAUCUUUCACCUGGCAGGAAAUGUGGCCUCUUCAGGAAAACACUCAUAAUGCAGUUUCACCAGAGUAUCUAGCACAUCCGUCACAAAUGUCCUAA